ACUUGGCUUUCUUUCAGAAUAAAUUUGCGGCCAUCCUGGAGUUCAACCUCAGGGCAAGGUUCUCCCCUACCGCUGAAGCACCGCACAAGUACAACCACACAGAAGACACAGCUGGAAAGCUCCCUGGCCUGGGCAUUCCUCUGGGGCAGAGACCUCACGCGAAAAUAUGGAGCCUCAAAGUCAGAGCAUGACGCUGGAGGUGCCGUUGUCCUUGGGGAGAUACCACAUUUCUGAGGAAUAUGGCUUUCUCCUUCCAAAUCCUCUGGAAGCACUUCCAGAUCAUUACAAGCCUUGGAUGGAAAUUGCCCUCAGACUUCCUCACUUAAUCGAGAACCGCCAGCUCCGAGCUCACGUGUACAGGAUGCCUCUCCUGGACUGCAGAUUCCUAAAGAGUUACCGUGAGCAGCGCCUGGCACACAUGGCGCUGGCCGCUAUCACCAUGGGAUUCGUCUGGCAGGAGGGGGAAGGCCAACCCCAAAAGGUGCUGCCAAGAUCUCUUGCCAUUCCUUUUGUUGAGGUAUCCAGGAACUUGGGACUCCCGCCUAUCCUGGUCCACUCUGACCUGGUGCUGACAAACUGGACCAAAAGGAACCCAGAAGGACCGUUGGAAAUCAGUAACCUGGAAACCAUCAUCUCAUUUCCGGGGGGAGAGAGCCUGCGGGGCUUCAUCCUAGUGACAGUCUUGGUGGAGAAGGCAGCAGUGCCCGGCCUUAAGGCCCUGGUUCAGGGAAUGGAGGCCAUUCGGCAACACAGUCAGGACACCCUGCUAGAAGCCCUGCAGCAGCUGAGACUCUCCAUCCAGGAUAUCACCAGAGCCUUGGCCCAAAUGCAUGAUUAUGUGGACCCAGACAUAUUUUACUCGGUCAUCCGGAUCUUCCUCUCUGGCUUUAACCAGGUUGCCAUCCAAUUCACCAACCAACAGAGCCGAUUCACUUUUGAACGUUUGUGUCUUGUUGACUUGGAGGUGCCGGUGAUGUUAUCAGAAGCAUCCAAGCUGUGCCUGGAGACAGCAAGAGACAGACCAGAUGCCGAAUCUAUUACCAUUACUGCCAAGUCCCAUUGGGAGAAAAACUAAAGUGUGCAUUCGUGCAUGUGUGCGUGUACGUGUGUGUCUAGAACUGAAAAUUUUAUUUCCUUGCAAGUAUCAGACUAGAGUUUUCCUGGCCUGCUAGGUCCUCUGUUGCCUCUCCCCACCAUGUCCCCAAUUUGACUCCUGACACAGCACUGGCACUUGGCAUUUUUCUAGAAUUACACAUUUUCCUGACUUUUCUCUUGACUACCGCCAGAGGAAAUUUCUCUUAAAGGGGCUCCUGUGGCUGUGCUCAAUCUAGUCGGAUGAGUCAGGGAAAUUCCCACAUUAAAGCUAAACUGAUCAGUGGCCUUAAUCCCAUCUGAAAAGUCCUCCUGCCCUGUCCUGUAAUAAAUAUAUCAUGGUGACCGGAACAGCUCAUAGUAUUAAGAGUCCUAGGAAUUCGGUUGGGAACCUUGGGGAGCUAUUUUUAGAAUCCUACCCUCCAGUGUCUUUCAAAGGAAUCAUUUCUACUUCCUCUUGGCAGAGACUUGAUAAGAACCAGAAGGGGACUUUGUUUGCAUCGACAUAAGUUCCGGGCAAUGACACUUUUUAUCUGGUAUUUGGCAUAAAGGCCAUCCCUCCACUUCAAAUGCUGAGACUGUUUACUGUGCCGCUAAGUGGCUGUACAAGAUCCUAAAUGUAGCUGUAGUUUCAACAAACAUCUGGAUUGUUGGGAGUUUCCAGUAGACUUCUCUUUAAAAUGUCAGCCUCGCUAUUCUGCAUCUAUCCCGAGUUUCUCAUUUGCUUCUUUAAAACACAGUUUUAUUUAAGAGUGGAUGUCCUGUGGAAAUGAGAUGUAUUCCCUCCAGUUCCCAGCCUGCCACAGGUCUCAGAGAGGCCAGGAACGGGGGGCCCAGGUUGCUCUGCAGGGAAACAUCGCCUCAUUUUGUUGUCUGCCUUAACUUCCUCUUUCCUUGGGAUUGCUAGAAAUACACCAGGAGCAGGUCUAAAAAUAACCUUACCGUAGAGGCCAGAAUUUAAAAUGGCCCCAUCCCUUUACAAAUGGCAGCUCAGCCCUACGUGGAGAAAGAGGCAGUUGUGUCUCCCAGUGCUGCUGGGGAUGGGGUGUAAAAACAGACCCAAGUUCAUCAUCUGACCUCAGAGCUGGUGUUUUCUGCAUCACCUUCAGCAUGGCUGGCUUUGGCGAAGGCACUCCAGCGAGUGCUGAAAGGACAUUGCCUGAUGACGUCCUUGGCAUUUGUCAUAUCUGAUAGAUCCCUUAAGCACUGGUUGUGCCGUACUGACUGAAAAGCUCUUUUCUCCUUCCUUCCUUCCUUCCUUCCUUCCUUCCUUCCUUCCUUCCUUCCUUCCAAUAAAUCCAUAGUGAGGGCCUACCACAUCCUAGACACCACUGUAUGUGCUGGAAACAGCAGUAAAGAAAAGCAGUCACGUGGUCCUUGUGGAGCCUGUGACUUCAGGAUGGGGAGAAGGUAUUGACAAAGCAAACCGAAUCAAAGCAAACAUCCAACAGUAUGUGUUACAACUAGAGGCUGCAUGAAGCAAUGCCGGGUAGGAUGCGGGCUGCUAGGGAGGGACCACUGGGUGUGGUGGCUCAGGUAUCUUGUUUACUGAUAUCUAGAAAUACCACAUCCCCAGUGAUAUGGGAACAGAUGUCACAGGCAAUGGAGUGCUCUCAGAAGAAGAUUCCUGUUGUAAGAGGAGGGAACAGUUCCUGUGACAGGAGGAGGGAGCAGACAUGAAGAAUAGACUUAGAUGUAUGUGAGAAGGAGGAUGCCUGCCAUUGUGGAGGACUCUCAGUGUGGGCAGUGCUGCCUUCCUUUCUGAGUGGCACAGUCCUGUUUGGGGCUGCAGGUUGUCAGUACCCCUCCUGAGUGGGGUAGGGUGGCAGAGAACAAGAUUACAAAGAAAGCAUCAGAGGUGGACCCAAGGGGAAGAUGCCGAGAUGGAGAUGAAUGUCAACCAUCUUGAAGAUGAGGGGAGAGGUGGAGAGUAUACAGCCUGUGGGUCCUGACGCCUGUCACAGAGAAACAGAAACAUGUGCGUGCCCUUGGCCGCUCUGGACACAGAUUGCAGCCCAUGUGCUGGUGUGGACCAGGUCCAUUAUCCACACCGUCGUCAUGUCUGCAACAUCACUUGCUCAUAAAAUACCAUUCUACAGUUUCUCUAGCCCCGAACUCUUAUAUUUGUUUUUGGGUUGUUCACAGGCCUCUUUGGAUUCCAUUCAAAUCCUCGAACAGGUGCAAGAAGCAGAUUCCCCUACAGACUAGGGGAACUGAGGGUCAGAAAGGCUGUGCACUGUAGCUGAGAGAUGAGAGUGGCAGCAGGCAUUCUUAGCCUCCAGGGUUGCUAGAACAAUAAAUAGCUGGUGCUUACCGAAUGUCUAAUGUGCUCCAGACACCUGGCAAAUAGUAUUUGAGUCGGAUCUUACAAUGACCCAUAAGCUAAGUAUGAAUGUCAAUGCCAAACAUAGCUCUUAUCUCAAAGGAAUAAGAGUUAGUUUAUUCUUUGGCCAAAUAUUAAUGCCCAGAAACACAGAUUCCAGUUGUCCCAAAUUAACAUGUUCCACUGGGGAAAUGAAGGAGUUUUCAUAGCUCAAGGGCAAAGCAAGUUACCAAUCAAGGGGUUUUUUGAGAACACUGGUGGGGGCCCCAGGCAGGCAAGUUACAGCAAACAAGAACUCUGUACAUAGUCACAUGCAGACGGGUAGUGGAAGCCUGUUGUCUACUAGGUCAAUACAUUCCAAACCAUCAAAGAUACUGGGUCAGGCAGGACGGAGUUAAAGAUAGCCCAUUGUCGUUUGACUCUGGAUCUUCAAACUUUCCAACUCUCCACGAUCAAUCAGUUUUGUAGAAUCUUUAACAUAGGCAUGGCUUCCCCCUCCCUCCUCCCACACACCCCAGCGCCACCUGGAACUUCAGUUUAUACUAACACUACUCAGACAAGGGAGCCAAGGCUCUGAGAGGUCCCAUGUGCUAACCCAGGGCUAGCAACCAAUGCACAGUAGAGCUUAGAUUCUGUAUCUGCCCAGAAUAGAGACCUUGUCCCACAGUUUGUGUGACGCUCCCUUCUACCUGUGUAUCCUUUCUUCUUCUUUCUUAUGCUGUAUCUCUUUUCUGAACAUGACUUCCUCAGUUGGUUACCAUUGAAAUUCACUAAUCGGUUGACUUUAAACAGCCACCAAAUCUGGCAACCUGGCCACUUGCUGUGUUGGCAGCCUCAGAGCAGAGUCUGGGGAAAGGUCUAGGAUGCAGGUGGGGGGAGCUAGCCUGAACACAAGGCUUGGAUUGACAGGGAGCAGAAACAGCCAUGUAAACCUGCUACUUGCCCUGUCAACCAGGGGCUGGUUUGCUUGCUGGCAAAAGAGGUCAAUGUGCUUCUUGGCGAAGGUAGACAUCUAUGGGAUAAAGAAAAGUAGACUGCAACUUAGAGAUGCAUGUGUGUGUGUGUGUGUGUGUGUGUGUGUGUGUGUGUGUUCCUGGAAUGCUGGGGGUCUGGGAACUUAGCUCAAGUCUUUGAUUCUUUAGGAAAGAAGGUAAAAAUUGCCUGGUCCUAUCUACUGUCAAGUGGUCGGGGUGAGAGAGUGAGUGUAUGCUCGUGUAUGUAUGUGAGCACUGCAGGUGUCUGCAUGGUGUGCCAUGGUGCUCCACUGGGCUUCAUGCUGUGCUCCCCUAGGCUUCAGUCAAGUCAAGACUAGGUCAAGUCAUGGAGGGUAAACAGAAGAGAGAGAGAGCAGAAAAUGAGGGACACAGGAAGGGUAGAGGGGGAAAGAGAGGGUUGUGAAGCUCACGCGUGAUCAGGAGCCCCAGGCUUUCUUCUUCCAGCCGCCCAUAGGCUCUGGUGCCCACAACAUUGGUUACAACCCCGCUCUCCAUCAUCAUGCUUGUCAUCACUGCUGUGACAAACCGCUUAAUAAUGGUUCUCACGGAACAUUAAAAGCCAAGCCAAGUUUAACACCUCGAACAUUUCCAAGUGUUAUGGGGAAUAACAGUUAAGUGUCUGGGUGUGCUUGUGUGUAAUUGGGAAUCUGUAGUGGUGGGGUUACCAGUGUCAGGCCACAGUGUUUGUGAUGAGCAGAGGGGUCGGGGUCUUUCUCAGAUCCCUUAUCUUGUCCUGUCAAUGGUGGUGAUGUAAUAGGUGCACGCCUGUGACAGAGCUGUUUAAAGCAUUGUAAGACCAAUGAGUAAAGUUCCUACCCUUGCUUCUCCUUUAAGUGAGGCAGAAAAAGGCUCCACCAUGACGUGGUGUAAAGAUGAAGUCAAUCUAAUACUUCCUUGGAUACUCUAGCAAGCUUCAUUCACACUUUUUAUUUCUUCCUCUUCCUCUUCCUCUUCCUCUUCCUCUUCCUCUUCCUCUUCCCCUCCUCCUCUUCCUCC
Messenger RNA from Mus musculus (house mouse), 5406 nucleotides. RefSeq names its product indoleamine 2,3-dioxygenase 2 (gene Ido2). Lineage: Eukaryota; Metazoa; Chordata; Mammalia; Rodentia; Muridae. Gene Ontology annotation, molecular function: indoleamine 2,3-dioxygenase activity; heme binding; metal ion binding. The transcript has 9 exons. The record is from RefSeq and is a predicted model, not a curated record. Gene Ontology annotation, biological process: L-tryptophan catabolic process. The coding region runs from base 167 to 1075 and encodes 302 amino acids.